Molecule: messenger RNA, 2412 nt
Organism: Moesziomyces antarcticus
Lineage: Eukaryota; Fungi; Basidiomycota; Ustilaginomycetes; Ustilaginales; Ustilaginaceae
Exons: 1
Coding region: 1-2412 (803 amino acids)
Biological process (GO): protein phosphorylation
Molecular function (GO): ATP binding; protein kinase activity
Source: RefSeq, a predicted model, not a curated record
AUGCCCAACCUAGCGCUACCGUCGAGGUCGCCCUUGCUCGGCUCGCGCAAAGCGCUGCGAGAGACCAGCCCCUCGCCGCCCACACGAACCAGCUCGGCGUCGCCACUACCAUCACCAGCCGUCGCAGGGCCCAGCAGCCUCUCCCGCUCACCGCCCAAGCCCAUCGCAUCGGGCAAGGAGCUCUCGGAACAGUAUGAGCUGCUCGAAAAGAUCGGCGCCGGCUCCUUCGGCACCGUCUACAAGGCAAUGCACAAGGAGACGCGUCAGAUCGUCGCCAUCAAGCAAGUCGACCUCGAGGACUCGGACGACGACAUCAGCGAGAUCCAGCAGGAGAUCGCACACCUCGCCCAGUGCGACAGCGAGUGGGUCACACGCUACUACGGCAGCUUUGUCAAGGGCUACAAGCUCUGGAUCAUCAUGGAGUACCUCGCAGGCGGUUCGUGUCUCGACCUGCUCAAGGCCGGGCCCUUCUCCGAGGCUCACAUCGCCAUCAUCUGCCGCGAGCUGCUGCUCGGCCUCGAGUACCUCCACAACGAGGGCAAGAUCCACCGUGACAUCAAGGCCGCCAACGUGCUCCUUUCCGCCAGUGGCAAGGUCAAGCUCGCCGACUUUGGUGUGGCGGCGCAGCUGUCCAACAACAAGUCGAGGCGCAACACGUUUGUCGGCACGCCCUUCUGGAUGGCGCCCGAGGUGAUCCGUCAGGCAGGCUACGACUACAAGGCCGACAUCUGGUCGCUCGGCAUCACCGCGAUCGAAAUGGCCAAGGGCGAGCCACCGUUGGCCGAGUACCAUCCGAUGCGCGUGCUCUUCCUCAUCCCCAAGGCCAAGUCACCAACGCUCGAGGGCAACUUUUCGUCCGCCUUCAAGGACUUUGUCGACCUCUGUCUCAUCAAGGAUCCCAAGCACAGACCCUCGACCAAAGAGCUACUCUCGCAUCGCUUCAUCAAGUAUGCCAAGAAGACCGUGCUGCUCACCGAGCUCAUCGAGAAGCACCACGAGUACAAGGCGCGCGGCGCCACGCGCGGAGGCGCCAUCGUGCGCGACCAUCUGCGCGGCGUCGAUGCAUCCGAGUCCACGAUCGGCGGCAGCACCAUCAUGAGCGAGUGGCAGUUCGACACGAUGCGUUCGCGCAUGUCUGUAUACGACGAUCCGGAUGGCGACGGCGAUGACGAUGCCGAUGCGCUCGCUACCUGGGCUAGGAGCCGCGGUCCGCCCGCGACCGGCGAGGAUCGCGCGGGCUACGACACGGUGCGCGGCGCGCGGCCCGCGGGCCAGCUCAUGGAGGCAGUCGACAGUGCGAUGCACACGCCGCGACGCGGUGGCGUGCUGCGUGCGGCCAACGGCGACCAGGACGACAUCUCGGACCUCUCCACCGAGGCGUAUACGAGCAGCGACGCGCUGAGCCGCUCCUCGAGCACACUCGCAACCUCUACGGCGUCCGGCCCGUCGACGCCAGCGGACAAGGCGCGCGAGUCGAUCCACGUGGAUGCGCUCUGCGCGUCGUUCCGGGGCAUGCAGCCUUCGGACGCGCGCGACCGCUACGCGGCGAGCGGGAUCGGCAAGAACGCCGCGGCUGCGUCGUCGGCAUCGCACCUGGCGCCGCCGUCGGCGAGCGGGCUGGCGGAGAGCAGCGUGGACAUUGCUACGGCCGCAGCCACCAUGGCUUCCUCGCAUGCGGGCUCGACCGCGACGCAGCACAUCCGAUGCGCGCGCGACGGCAAAGCGUCUCCGAGCCACAGCCGAAACGGCUCUGCCGCCUCGUCGGCCUCGCGUCCAGACAGUCGCCCGCGGCGCAGCAGCUGGAACGAGCGCAACGACAUCAACGGCACAGUGCUGCGGGAGGGCGAUGUGGCCAACGGGCUCGAGACGCUGCGUCCCGUACGUCGGCUCGACGCAGGCGGAUCGGCCAAGCUGAGCCAGCAGUACAUCGGCAGCCUACGCAGCGGUUCUGCGCCUUCGGGCCUGGAGAAGUCGGGCGAGCUCGCCGAGGCGGUGCCGCGGGCGCUGCGCCACUCGCGGUCUGCGCUGGCGAGCUCGAGCAGCACAGCGCAGGCGCACGCGACGGCGGGGGAGAAUCUGGUCAAGGACGUGAUCCUGCCCGUCAUGGAGCGUGCCAAGGCGCAGGAGCUCGAGGCGGGCGAGGUUGAGGCGCUCGAGAUGAUCGCCAAGGGCUUUGAGGACCUGAGCCUGCUCAACUCGCGGCUGGCGUACUCGACGAUCGUAGACCUGCUGCUGAGCAUGAACGACAACGAGCAGGCGCGUGAGAAUCUGUCGACGACAUUCCGGCAGCGCCUCACGCGGCCGCAGAUGGCCAAGCUGCAGCAGCCGGACGAACAACCGCGCUCGCCCAUUGCCGAUCUGCUGUAUGGACGCUGGCUCGAAGGGCUGCGCAACCGCUGGAUUGGCUACUAG